Messenger RNA from Brassica napus (rape), 1557 nucleotides. RefSeq lists its product as uncharacterized. The record is from RefSeq and is a predicted model, not a curated record. Lineage: Eukaryota; Viridiplantae; Streptophyta; Magnoliopsida; Brassicales; Brassicaceae. Bases 1 to 1557 code for a protein of 518 amino acids. The transcript has 5 exons.
AUGGGACCCAAGUUAGAUGAACUGAAGGAAGCAUUAGCGUUCUGUCCGCUUUGGAGUUUUGAAAAGCGUAAGUGGUUGGGUCUGCUACUUCUUCAAGCCAUGGGAGUCUAUUGUUUGCAUCACAAUUCAAGGAUACUUUUUGAAAGUGCAAUAACGGUAUUCGACGAUGAAGCCAUGGGGUCGUAUCCAUGGGGUCAGACUGCAUACGAAGUUCUCAUUGACUAUAUUAAAACAUUGGUUCCAGAAGGAGGGUCAUACACAAUAAGCGGCAUGACCGUCGCGUUAUUGAUUUGGGCGUAUGAAUCCAUCGCCUGCUUCGGUGAGAAUUUUGGGAGAGUGGUGAAUAAUGAAGACGUUAUGCUUUUGCAAUGGGGUGGAAAGCGUACACGUGCAAGUUUUGAUAACUUGUUGGCUGCCGAAAUCAAAGAGCAUGGCGAGGUGCGUGUGAGGAUAAUGGUUUUGAAAGACUCAACUGAAGAGAUGUUUCCUAAAUGGUCGGGUGAACCUGACGACCCACAACUCGUUAGCUUGAUAACAUACAUACAUGAAGGUAAAGUUGCUGCAACGGAAAAGGGUUCUAGCGAGGAGGAAGGUAGCAAAGAUUUGGAGAACAAAGCGACUCUGGCGACCAUUGUGAGUACUCUGGAGAAUAUUUCCAGAAAAUUUGAUCAGAUUGACUCAUGGUUUGACGCUUACGAGUUAGAACGGAACAGACCAUUGACGGACCAGAAGACCAUUGAUGACAUGGUGAAAGCUUUAGUGGAGGAGCGUCUGAAAGAGUUUUAUAAGGAUACAUGGGUGAAAAGGACUUUGGCUGAGGAGUUUGAUAAGGAUACAUGGGUGAAAAGGAAUUUGGCUGAGGAGUUUGGUAGUGUCGCUAAAGCUACUGAUCUUAAUUUCGUAUAUGUUUCUCCUUCAAAGGCUACUAAGGAUGAUAAGGAUGCUAAGGUUCCAGCCUAUGGACGCGGCUGCAGGGGCAGGCGUACUGUAAAGGAUGAGGAUGUCGCUGAUAAGAAAAAAGCAGUGCAGGCAGAGGCUGCGUUGAAGAGGAAGGAGAAGGAUGACGCUAAGACAAAAGAGGCUGAGUUAAAGAAGCAAAAACUGGACACUGAAUGUGCUGUGACGAACGACGAAGUUCUUGCGGAAGAGAACAAAUUUUCGCCAGAGUCUGAUGUCGAGAACCAGAAAGUGGUUAGAUCUGCCGUAGUAAAGGAAUAUCGGGAGAAACAUGUUCAUUUAUCUCCAAAAGGGUUUUCAUUGACGGCAGUUUCUUCACCACCAGUUUUUUCGUACAUUGGAGACGAUGGAACGACGUGCAUGAGGAAGAAUGUUAAGCCUUCAUCAGCAAUAUAUGACUCUCUAGCACCUGUUGAUCCGGUGCUAUUCGAAAAACUGAUGCAACACAUUAAGGAAACUCCACCCAAACCACCAGCACCAGUAGAUAAACCAGCAGUCCUCUCAGCUGAUCAUGAGAGUGACUUCUACAGCAUACUCAUCCAUGAAAGACCGUGGCCGGAAAAGGAAUAUGGAUGGGUGUUUGAUAAUAUAAGUCUUUAG